CACGUCCAGUUGACUGACAGCUCGCGCCGCGGCAUCGGGAAAGGACCCGGCUGCUCGCGGGCGGCGCAGUCGCCGCAGCCGCGGAGUCGGACCGCGCCGGUUCGCUGCGCUGUGUGCCCGCGGUGAGAGAUGCUGUAGGGCCAGGUGAGCUGCUGCGAAGGACUCAUUCUUGGUGGCCAGCAGUUACCGGCAACUUGUGAGCUUGGUGGGCUCCUACUAACACACCUGGGACGCCAGGCUGCCGGGCUCCCCUCCAGGCAGCCUCCCCAGCAGCUCCCCAGAGCCAUGGAGGCCCCGGAGGUCCCCAUGGGCUCGCUAAUCGACUUUGGGCCUGAGGCACCCACCUCCUCUCCCCUGGAGGCACCACCCCCUGCACUGCAGGACGGGGAUGGCUCCCUGGGGGAUGGCGCGUCAGAGAGUGAGACCACUGAGUCUGCGGACAGUGAGAAUGACAUGGGCGAGUCACCGUCACACCCGUCCUGGGACCAGGACCGCCGCUCCUCCUCCAACGAGUCCUUCUCCUCCAGCCAGAGCACCGAGUCUACCCAGGAUGAAGAGACCCUGGCUCUCAGGGACUUCAUGCGUGGCUACGUGGAGAAGAUCUUCUCUGGAGGGGAGGACUUAGAUCAGGAGGAGAAAGCCAAGUUUGGAGAGUACUGCAGCAGUGAAAAUGGAAAAGGCCGGGAGUGGUUUGCUCGAUACGUGAGUGCCCAGCGCUGCAACUCCAAGUGUGUCUCAGAGGCAACCUUCUACCGCCUGGUGCAGUCUUUUGCAGUGGUGCUGUUCGAGUGUCAUCAGAUGGAUGACUUUGGGCCUGCCAAGAACCUCAUGACCAUGUGCUUCACCUACUACCAUAUCGGAAAACCGCAGCUGCUGCCCCCGGAGGCCCGGGAGAAGCCCGCGGGCAGCAUCGACUCCUACCUGAAAUCCGCAAACAGCUGGCUGGCUGAGAAGAAGGACAUCGCCGAGCGGCUGCUGAAGAACACCUCGGCCAGGACGGAGAAUGUCAAGGGCUUCUUCGGGGGGCUGGAGACCAAGCUGAAGGGGCCCCUGGCCAGGAGGAACGAGGAAGACGAGAGCAAACCCCAGGAGAAGCGGCCCAGGGCUGUGACUGUGUACAGCCCCGAGGACGAAAAGAAGGGGGAGAAGAUCUACCUGUACACGCACCUGAAGCAGCAGCCCAUCUGGCACACGCUGAGGUUCUGGAAUGCAGCCUUUUUUGACGCUGUCCAUUGUGAGAGGACAAAGCGAUCUCCCACUACCAGAGGGGAUGCUGGAGAGGAGGAGGAGAAGAGGGAGAAGUGGUGCCACAUGACGCAGGAGGAGCGCGAUGAUAGCCUCCGGUUCAACGAGAACAUCACCUUUGGGCAGCUGGGCACGUUCUCGCACAACAUGCUGGCCUUCGGACUGAACAAGAAGCUGUGCAAUGACUUCCUGAAGAAGCAGGCUGUGAUUGGCAACCUGGAUGAAGAGCAAUACAAGCUGCUUAGUGACCACAUUGAGCAAAUGGCCACUGAGUAGGCCCCAGAGGUCACACUCUGCAGGAGGACUGAGACCAUGCGCCAUUCUCCCGGGCCCAGUGCCCGGUCGUCACCCCACCCGUGACCUGCAUGAAGCCAGCAGCACCCAGAGCCGCACCUGCUGCCCUAGAACUAGUGGUUAGAAGAAUCCGCUGCUCCUCCCUCUUCUCUGCCUGUGUCUGCGCCCCCCUAUCCAUGUGCCAAAGUGUCCCUUGGGUCACAUGGCUAAAGCCAAGGUGACCUGCUGUACCCCGAGUGCCAGGCUUGUGAGAUGAGACCAAGAGGGAGGAGGGGAAGGACUCCGUGGGCCAUCAUGGGCCCAGGGCUGGCAAGGGUAGGGGCGGGCAAGGGAUGCAGGCAGGACAGCCAUGAGGGGGGGCUGCAGCCGGCACACCCAGUAGUGGAGGACUGGCCCUGCCACUCAUGGUGGGCGGCCCUGGGCCACAUUCCCUGCAAUGGGUGCACAUGUGGCUCCCAUCCAGCCCUCUCAGUGUGGGGCUGUGACCGGUCCUCACUCUUCCCCAGUCUCCCUCUGUGGGGCAGGAACGGGAAGUCACAGGACCCUUGAGGAAGAAACGCCUGUUUUAGGGAGAGAGAGGGAGUGGUGCAGAGGAUGCUCUUGGCUGGCUGGAGCAAGACCCGGCUCCCACCAGAGGGACGUGUGUGUGCCCUGCAGACGGCCGGGAUCUGUGUGUCUCCGCCAGAGCCACAGCAGUGCCGAGGUGUCUGCAGCAGACCACACAGACCGUCUGAAAUGCACCCGCCUGGUGGACAGCUCCCUUCUGAAGCAGAGAAGGCUCCGUGGUCACGAAGCAGCGUUGUGCCGUGUGUCCCUCACAAGAAGCACAGGAAAGAGAAGUUUCUUUAGUAGUCACUAGACAACCACCCUUUCUAAAAGCAAACAGUGCUGCUCUUUAUUCCAGACAAGGCAGGAAAGUCUGAGCUGGGAGAGACAGCAGCUGGAGAGAGGCAGUUCUGUGUGACGUGUGGGGCGAGCCAGUGGCAUGGACUCUGCCUCUAAGGGCUGAGCACUGGGUCUCUGCCCCCAGGGGCUCCGGAAGGGGCUUUUUCCUUCCCCACCAGACCUUUGCAGCUCCUUCCUCCAGCCUCUGCAGAGACUCCCUUCACCUCGCACCUACUGCCUGGGAACCAUGGCCCUUCUCUUCUGUGGAUCUGUACCAGGCACUCCAGGCCAGCCCGUGGACCCGGGGCCUGACCCUGACACCUGCAUGCUGGGUCCAGAGCCUUCUGUUUCACCAUGCGUGGACGCUGCCAGCCUGCCUGGGGUCCCCUGCCUCCUACCCGUCGCUGCUGUGGUCCCUGACCGCCAAAUAGGCCCGCGGGGCUCUCCCUUCACCCGCCAUCCUCCCCUCCUGCCCUUCCUGGCUACCUCCUCUGACAUUCGGUCAGAUAAGUCCCGUCUUGUUUGUAAGCCUGAGAGUCACUAACCCGGCCGCUGCUUGGAAGAUUUCCCUCCAGGGAAUGCCUCCCCGGAAUGGUCCAGAGACGAGCACAGAUUGGUUGGAUCACAGAAUGUGUGUCUGGGGCAUUAUCUGAAAUGUGGUGUCAUCUGAUGCAUUUGGACCACAUGUCGCCAGACUGCAGAAUGGGGGAGCCGGGCCUCAGGGCCCCUGGCUACAUGGUGCGUGAGUGAUUUCAGCCUGGCAGUGCCGCUGGCCGGACUGUGGCCAUGCUGCCAGUGCGCUCGCCAUGAGUUGGGCUGGGGUGGGGGAGUUGCGCAGGCUGGGGUGCCCCUUCCCCCAUCGUUGGACCCCAACGGCCGUGUCUCCACCGAAUCCAUUUAGAGAAACAUCACAGAGCAAGGGGUGUGCGGACGCCCCUCGCUCUGAUGCCAACUGCAAAUAAUACACACCUCCUGCGGCGUCCAGCCACAGCUCCAGGGCACUGCUCUCCUCCCCACACUGGCGAAACUCGGGCCACGCUGAGGGCUGACUGUCCAGAGGCUCCCUUCAGCCGCGUCGUUGUCAGCGUUCUUAGUCAUGUAUUAUUCGUGUUAGUGAAACGCAUUCAGCUUUUGUUCUGCGGUGCCCACAAGACUUACCCCUGCAUGUGUAGGAUUUUUGUUUGGAAGUUUUGUUUGAUUCUGAGACUCUCUUGGGCACUGGAGGGCUUGUGCACAGCCUCUGGAAGGAAAGGCAGCACUGACUUCGUUGGACUUUUUUCCAAGCACUUUGACUUCAAAAAUGGUCUUGACACUUUUUUGUCCACAUAGACCUCUUGAAAUAGCCAUUUCAGGGAGAGGAAAGGUGUGGGGUUUUGUCUGUUUGUUUAUUUCUCCCUUUACUACCUGUUCUUGUAGAUCUAGCUCCUCAGAGUUGGAGGAAGCCUGACAGAGAAGGGUCCCCUCUGUGCUCCAUCCACACAGGACGCCCGAGAGACAGCUGCUUGUGCUGUGAGCGCAGCAGGCAGUGGCUCGGGAAGCUGCCUGUGGCCUCCUGCUAGCCAUGGCUGACAGUGGCUCUGGCCAGGGUUGCCUGGAGGAGGUCCAGUGUGCCUGGGACAGGGCUGACCACCUGCCACCAAGGUUUCCUCUCUUCCCCCAGGGCCUGGGCAGAGCAGGCGUGAGCUGGGCCCUGAUGCGGAGCAGACUGACCCAGCCACACUGCUCAAAGAUCCCCGCGUGGGGAGGUGUCACACCAGGGCACACCCAGGGCCACCUGGGUAUAGGAGAACUCUGGUGGCCCCUCUGUAAACUCAGGAAGUGUCAGGUGAUUCCUAGGAAGAGGUUCCCAGCCCCAGCAGACAGAAUGCCCAAAACUAGGGGCGCAAAGGCCUGUUGUCCAUGGGGCCGUUGCAGGCACUCUGUCGCCCGACCUUGAGGACUGUGUGAAUCCUAGUGAACCAAAACACAAACAACUUACUCAAGUGAAAAGCUCCCUGCUUUGAAAACAGGACAUGUUGACAUGCAGCAUUGUAUGUUUUUAGCCUUUGUUACAAUUUUAGCAACAUUGAUGGAAUUGUAGCAACAUUGAUAGAUGUUUAAGAGGGGCUGUGUUAAUAGAUUGCCUCUGCCCUGUGCAUGCACAUGUUUAACCAAAGGCCAGAGAACUGAAUUCUGAUGUCAUGAGUUAUCUGUAAGUGAAAUGGGGUAGGCUCUAUGAUUUUCCUAUUGCCAAAAGAAAGAAAAUGGGCCAAAGAGCUCUGA
Messenger RNA from Chlorocebus sabaeus (green monkey), 4686 nucleotides. Its product is annotated as KIAA0513 ortholog. Lineage: Eukaryota; Metazoa; Chordata; Mammalia; Primates; Cercopithecidae. The record is from RefSeq and is a predicted model, not a curated record.